AAAAAACAAGAAUUUUUAUAAUCUGAUUUAUAUUACUCUAACGUAUAAUAUUAUGCUGCUUUAUGCCUACAAUCGUCGCAUAUAAUCUUUUCAAUCGUCGUAUGAUGCCGAUUACUUUACUUCAAAUCGAAAGUUUUAUAAAUCGCCGGUGACCUAUAGGAGAAAACACAAUAGCUCUGGCGAAGCGGUAACCCCGGGUUACCCCUGACCGGUGCUCAAACUAGGGAGCCGUGAAGCUCAGUGCGCAUGCUCGAAGCCCAAUUGGUGGCCUCAAUUUGCUCGCAAAUCAAUAAUGCCCCUUUCCGAGAUUCCGGGCGACCGGAGCAAAAUAUUCCAGUCGACGCUUGUUUGACGAUACGACUCCGUGCGUUCAUAAAAUAUUUUGUUUCCUGAUAGAAGUGACAAGAAUUGUUCUAGUCUUUUGAAAAUGGCCGAGGCACUAGAUCAAGGCGCCAGUAUUUUUCAGAAAUUGGCAAUGUACGACUACAGGAUUGGCGAGAGGUAUUGGGUCGAUGUGACUCAUAUUGUAAACCCUUACAGCUUCUAUGUGCGCCCUGUGGUCUUCAGGGAAGAUCUAGAAUAUUUGCAAGAGACUUGUGAUCAUUUUGACCCAGGUAUGUUACAAGAAGGCAAAAUCAUCAUUUACAAAUCUGAGUUUUUGGAUUUAUAUGUCAGGGGAAGCAUCCUCAAGGUCAUCAAAGAGGAUGGAGAUAUAAAAUGUGAUAUAAAGGCCAUUGAUUAUGGAUCUGAGGACAAUACUGUGCCGCUUUGGAGGAUGCGCCAUCCCAAGCAUGAAAUAGCUAUUCCACCACUGGCUGCGCAUUGUGUCCUUGCUGAUUGCAAAUCAUUGGACCCAGGCACAUGGGCUGAGGAAACUAUUGAAGCUAUGAAAUCAUAUGUGGGAAAUGAACGUGCUCGGAUGACAGUCAAGGGAAGAACUGGUGAUCAACUUGUUGUUGAAUUAGUCAAUUCAUGCCCAAAUGAUAUUGCUACCAUGCUUACAUUGACUGGCUAUACUGCUAUGGGUAGCUCAGCUGAAAUGCCAGGUGGUAAUCGUGCCAAUCCACCUUUUGAUGGGCGAUAUUUUGGAUGCAAGCUUGUCAAAGUUGGAGAUGUCCUGCAUGUCAGAUGCCAGACUGGAAAAGAUCUUUCUGGAUUCUAUGUAGCUGAAGUUGGUGAUUUCAACCAGUAUUUAAGUGAUCGUAAUGAUUUCACUGAUUACUGCAUCUAUCAAAAAACUCCUCGAGCAAAUGAAUUGGUCAUUGGAAGGGUGUGGGCUAUAAGUCUCAAUGCAUGACAAAAUUUGAGAGAUCAGUAGU
Manduca sexta (tobacco hornworm) is the source of this 1319-nucleotide messenger RNA. RefSeq lists its product as uncharacterized. NCBI's taxonomy places the organism in Eukaryota, Metazoa, Arthropoda, Insecta, Lepidoptera, Sphingidae. The record is from RefSeq and is a predicted model, not a curated record. The coding region runs from base 428 to 1297 and encodes 289 amino acids. The transcript has 2 exons.